GAGCGAAACGACUACAAAAUAUUUUGACGAGAAACCAAUUGACUAAAAAUUCAGCUUUAAUUUAUGAAUAAUUAAAAAAAGGAAUAAUUACUCAAAUUUGUUUUGUAUUCAAGUACCACAGAACUAAUUGGUUAUAGUUCAGCUCUCACAUUGAAAAUCUUCUGACAUUGUUACAACAAUUUAUCAGUUCCAAAAGCUUAGACUAAAUUAGAGUAUUUGGCAUCUGAUUUUCGAAUAAAUCAAAUAAAUCAAACGAUUCAAAUGAUAAAAGUUAAUAGUUCUUCUGAUUUUACAGCUGCAGAUUUUACUUCUAUUUAGAAUCUCUCCUUCAAGGAUCGUAUACAAGGAAUCUACAUGGAGUUUUUUAACUGCAUUAAAUGAUUACACCUCUUAUAAAAAGAAAUUUCAUGCUUUGUCUUAGCACCAAAUUAUUAAACAAAUAUUCAGACCAGCCAUGCUGUACUUGGUGCCAAUCUGGCCAAGUUUUUGUUACACCAGGAAAAAAAAAACACAUCAAAGGAUUCAGAAUAGCAUCUUAAAAUUUAUCCUGAAGUGUACAACAGUUAAUAAGUUAGCUUGUAAUUUUUCGGCUACAUUCCACACGACAAGCAGGUUUGCAAUUUUCUCUAUAACAGAAAUCACAGAAUUGAGGAGGCAAAUCAUGUCCUGAUGGUACUCAUAUAAACGAUAGAGCAAAUCCGGAUAGAAGUGAUUUGCACACCAAUAACAAAUUUUAUUAUAAAACAAACAUCUCAAUGGUACAAAUUAACACUAUUUAGUUUGAAAAUAGAGUUAAAAUAUAAAAAUUCAUAACAAAGCCUGCAUGACAAAAAAACAACAAAAGACAAAACUCUGUCAUUAUAAUAUUAAAGCAGUAACAAAAUAUUUAUAGGAGACGAUUCUUAGUAUUGUAGUAUUCAGAAUAGAAUAAUAUUUUAAGCACUCAUCUUUUCUAAUUCUGAUGCAGUUUAUACAAUAGUAUUUCAUUUGAAGAUAUAACUACUGGAUCAAUUGAACUUAAUGAAACUAGAGCAGCUCAUCAAUAACGAAAUAAGCUAUAAUAACAAAUUUUGAUGCUAAAAGAUAUUGGAUCUACCCAGGAAAAGUCACUUUAGACUGACCUAUUGAAUUGAAAUCUUGACGAUGUAAAAUGACAUUCUCAUUCUAAUAAAUAAUACGUAUAUAUGAAAAAAAUACAAUUUAAAACUCUCAACUGGACAAUGCUGAUGCCAGACUUAACGUAUUGAAAUAAGUGUUGCCAUAUUUCAAAACUUAUCGAGCAAUCUUCGUAUCAAAGAACAAUCAGAGUGUCAAACGGAACGAUAUUUGUUUUGCAUAGUAGAUGAAUUGCCAACAAGUAGUAUAAUGAUUGCAAUACAGAAAGCAUAAGAAAAACCUUGAGCUUACUUCUAUGGACAAUAUACAUACGUUUUUUUCCCUUUGGGAUCAUCUUUCCAACGGUACAGUAGAAAAACAAUCUUCGAAGAAAUGGUUUUAUCAAACCGGUGUAAUAAGUAAACAUUUCAGUGACAAUAUAUCUUUGACGCAGCUCAUCGUUAAAUGGACCGAAGUCCUAAUUUAUUCGACAAAUUUUUAGUUCACCGAAUAACAACGCACAUCCGCCAUCUCUGCGAACACACGCCCGCGUGGCCAAACGAGAGUGUCAGCAUAACAGCAGGGGAGUGCCUGAGCUAUAGCCGUGUACGUGUGAGCUUGAGCGCACCGAUCGCACUCCGCUUCCUGUCGGGUUACGGAAAGGGAGGGUCGUACGGAAAAGUGCUGGUGGAAAAUUGCAAAACAUGCGAGAGAAUAACGAGAGGGAUUAGAAGACGUUUAUGAUUGUCGACACUGGUGAAACAUAAAGCAGAAGUUAUUUUGACUCGACCGAGAAUGAAGUGGUAAAACAGCACAGUGUACUUGCUCUUCCGAAAGUCGCAACGAAUCCUGUACAGACUUUAAGGCUGAUGGAAACAAUGCUUCAAUAGAAAUGCUCUGCCAUGGCCCUGCGAGGUUGGCGACUCUUCGGGUUGGCCGGUACCAUAGUGGUAUACAUCGGCGGUAUUCUGUUCCUUUCGUUCGUCAGUCUGCAGAACCCGCAACAGAAGCGUAACCAUGGCCGAGGGUACAGUGAGUUCGAAACGCUCCGCAACCGAGACCUUGGGCUGCUGGGGAAAAAACCACCGCUACAGUGGUGCAGUGAGCUACGCUACAUGGACAGUCCGCCACCGGCGCCGAAGGUCUACAGGCUACUUGAAACCUUUCCGGGACAUUUUGUGAAAAAGCACCAGCCUGGCAGUUCCAACAGUUUACCGGAUUCGACGGAGGGCAUCCACAACCAAAAAAGGCACAACGAUGUCAAUCUCGACAAGCACAAAAGAUUCGCGUCGUCGUUGUCGUCGGCGGCCGAAACUUCUUCUGCCUCCUAUUCGUCGCAAUGGCCUAAUAGUAAUAACAACAAAUUUAACAAUAAGCUAGCAGAUAGUGGUAGGAUAGUAAACGACAGACAAUUGCCGGCACCGAAGUCUUCCACCCGGAAGCUAACAGCACUGGUUUCCUUCCCCGGCAGCGGAAACACGUGGCUGCGCUAUUUACUGCAGCAGGCUACGGGUAUUCUUACUGGAAGUGUGUACAAAGACUACGGCCUACUGAAAAGUGGUUUUCCUGCAGAAAAUGUUGCCAACUCAUCGGUGCUCGUAAUCAAAACGCACGAGUGGGGCCCGAAUGCUUGGGCACCCUACGGUAAAGCCAUUCUUCUCAUUCGAGAUCCGAAGAAAGCGAUCCUAGCUGAAUUCAAUCGUCAAAGUGGUGGCCACGUAGGAUUUGCUUCACCCGAUCGCUACCGACGGACAAAAGGACGUUAUUGGACUCAAUUCGUCAAGAACAAGCUGUGGGCCUGGGAACAAACGAAUCUAUCCUGGGCGAAGAACUUUACCGGUGAAGUAAAGCUAGUAUUCUACGAUGAAUUGGUAGAAAAUGUUGAAGGGACACUCCGCAGUAUUCUUCGGUUUCUCAAAUUUCCAGUCAACGAGGAGUUGUUGUCUUGUGCAUUGAUGCGUAAGGAAGGAAUUUACCGACGAAAAAAACGUAUCCUGCAAUUCGAUCCAUACAGUCCGGCAAUGCACGUCGCCAUAGACGAGAAACGUAUCGAGGUCUAUGCAGCGCUGGGACGUUCCGAGCCUAACUGAAACCAAUCUAGUCGCACAGUAAAUAGUGUUAAAAAUGCAGGUAACCAAUCUAGUCAAAAAAUUCGGCCAAUGUUUAGGCAUCAAACCGUCUACCAUUGAAACAAAACUCUUGAUUACCUUUUUGUCUCAUAAUUUUGUUUAUUGAAUAUUGUUUUACAUACUUCUAGACCAAAUAUUAGGUUUAAACUAAUUGUAAACACUUAUUGAACUCGUCUUAAACUAUGACUAAAGUCCAACUGAAGUACUCGCGUAGUUAUGAUAACUAUAAAUGAACGGCAGUCAUGUUUAGGUGUUAAAUCACAAAUCCAACUCGCAUAUGAAGCUCACUAAGCGAUCGAUUCGAUUCUAGUCAACAGCAGAGAAAAUAGAGAACAUUGCCAGAGACAUUAUAGCAGCAACUACCAAACAAUAUCGUAGUACAUGUAGGUACACAGUUUAUGAAACUUGUAAGACUUUUAGAGAAUAUGUGAAAAGUUACUUAACUCAUGUAGGUUUUUUGCUAAAUACUGUACACGAGCAAACUAAAACAGUACCAGUGUUUAUGAAAUGUUUACAUAACCAAAGAUGUUUGCGCGAAGAAAUAAACACGAUUACAGUAGCAAUUUGAAA
Molecule: messenger RNA, 3794 nt
Organism: Malaya genurostris
Lineage: Eukaryota; Metazoa; Arthropoda; Insecta; Diptera; Culicidae
Product: WSCD family member AAEL009094
Exons: 7
Coding region: 1998-3185 (395 amino acids)
Molecular function (GO): sulfotransferase activity
Source: RefSeq, a predicted model, not a curated record